This is a messenger RNA of Stegastes partitus (bicolor damselfish), 1598 nucleotides long. RefSeq names its product radial spoke head component 4A (gene rsph4a). The coding region runs from base 1 to 1515 and encodes 504 amino acids. The record is from RefSeq and is a predicted model, not a curated record. Lineage: Eukaryota; Metazoa; Chordata; Actinopteri; Pomacentridae. Gene Ontology annotation, cellular component: radial spoke; axoneme. The transcript is spliced from 7 exons. Gene Ontology annotation, biological process: cilium movement involved in cell motility; axoneme assembly; cilium assembly.
AUGCAGUCAGCCGCCUCAUUUAAGGCUUUUCUGUUGAAAAACAGCACAGAAAGCAACCUGAACAUCUAUGACCACCUCACCCAGCUCCUGAUGAAGGUGAUGGAUGAGCGUCCACACAAUGCAGUGGAUGUGAUUGAGGAUAUGAGCCGUGAUGUAAAGAGAGAAUUAUUUCAAGACACGCAAAGCACUCUGCGAGACCUUCCACAGACUACAGAUGCUGAGCUGCUGGCUGAGCAGCAGUGCCUGCUGUUUUCUCGGCAAGAAGACACGGACCAGGAGGAGGAACUGGCUGAAACACCUCUUCCAAAUGUGAGUGAGAUUGGUUUCUACCUGGAGCAGGCUGGAGUGGGACUGGGCAGAGAGGAGAUGCAGCGCAUCUUCCUUGCACUCAAACGGCUUGUUGAAACCCAGGCACUGCCACGCUGCCGACUGUGGGGCAAGAUUCUGGGAACAGGCAGCAACUAUAUUGUUGCUGAAGCUGAGUACAGAGAGGGGGAGGAAGAUGAAGAGCAGAUCACUGAUGAAGCACCUGAAGAAGAGGGUAGGGAGGCUGAGACUCAGGAUAGUGAGAUGGAUCCACCUCCUCAGUCAACCUAUAAACCCCCGCUAAUGGUACCACAGGAGGCCAUUGGAACAGGUGCAAACAAGUUUGUUUACUAUGUGUGCAACGAGCCUGGUCUUCCCUGGGUAAAGCUUCCUUCAGUUAGUCCAGCACAGAUCACCGUUGCUCGGCAGAUCCGUAAAUUCUUCACUGGUAGGCUAGACACUCCAGUUGUAAGCUACCCGCCUUUCCCUGGGAAUGAAGCCAACUAUUUGAGAGCACAGAUCGCUCGGAUCUCUGCCGGCACACAGGUAAGCCCUCUGGGUUUCUAUCAGGCUCGGGAGGAAGAAGGUGAUGAGGAAGAUGAGGCACCUCAGGACAGCUACGAAGUGAAUCCUGACUUUGAGGGCAUUCCUGUCACUGAAAUGGCUGAGUCCUUGUCUUUUUGGGUGCAUCAUGUUCAACACAUUCUGCAGCAGGGCCGCUGUACUUGGGUGAACCUGGCUGUGAAACCUGAGGAGGAAUCCUAUGAGGAAGGAGAGGCUGAUGAGAAAGAAGAGGAGCCUGAUGAGCCUGAGCCAGAAGUUGGACCCCCACUGCUCACCCCCCUCUCCGAAGAUGCAGAAAUGUUCGGCACCCCUCCCUGGAGCUCUAGGCUGUCCUCUACUCUCACCCCACAGCAUGCAGUGGCUGUGUUGCGCUCAAACCUCUGGCCAGGGGCAUUUGCAUAUGCUUGUGGAAAGAAGUUUGAAAACAUAUAUGUUGGAUGGGGUAUGAAGUAUGCAGGAGAAGGGUACAGCCCACCUGUACCCCCACUACCACAGAAAGAAUAUCUCAGCGGAGCAAACGUCACAGAGACCCUGGACCCAUCGCUGGAGGAGGAGCAGGUGCUGCAAGAAGCUUUAGAGGAGCAGCAAGCUGCCCAGGAGGAGAUGGAGGAGACAGAGGACGAGGAGGAGGAAGAUGAUGACUGAGAAAGCAGUUAGAUAAUUUACAUUUAAAUUUAAAUAGUAUUUAUUUGUAAGUCUGUGGCCAAAUAAACCGGUUUACUCAGCAA